Messenger RNA from Sugiyamaella lignohabitans, 4461 nucleotides. It is a transcript of the gene PDR5, whose product is annotated as ATP-binding cassette multidrug transporter PDR5. Bases 1 to 4461 code for a protein of 1486 amino acids. The record is from RefSeq and is a predicted model, not a curated record. Gene Ontology annotation, biological process: xenobiotic detoxification by transmembrane export across the plasma membrane. Lineage: Eukaryota; Fungi; Ascomycota; Dipodascomycetes; Dipodascales; Trichomonascaceae. The transcript has a single exon. Gene Ontology annotation, molecular function: ATP hydrolysis activity; ABC-type transporter activity; ATP binding. Gene Ontology annotation, cellular component: membrane.
AUGUCCGAGUUUUCGGAAAAAAAUCCUAAUGCCUAUGACGGGCGUCUUGAAAGUGGUCAUAUUCAAGAGCUCGCUAGGCAAUUGACUCGUCAAUCUCAUCAUAAGGAAGAAGUUCUGGAUCUUGUCAGAACUUACUCUAAGAAAGUUCCUUCCGAGUCGAAUAGCUUCCCAAAUGGCCCAGUUAAUCCAUUUGAUGCUGGUGCUGAGGAUUCUGAAUUGGAUCCCAAUUCGGACCACUUCAAUUCUGUUGCAUGGGCUAAGAACAUGUAUCAAAUCUUCCAAUCAGACCCGGACAGAUACAAGCAACGUGAACUGGGUUUUGCCUAUAAAGACCUUCAUGCAUAUGGCUACGGUACCGAUGCCGAUUUCCAGGCUACCGUUUACAACACAUUUUUGAAGGCUGGUACUUUUGUGUAUAAUGCCGCCACUGGUUUUAGGAACCGUGUCCAUGUAGACAUUCUCCAAUCUAUGGACGGUCUUGUUUUGCCUAGCGAAAUGGUGGUGGUUCUCGGUCGUCCAGGUGCUGGUUGUUCUACUUUCUUAAAGACCGUAGCUCAACAAACGUAUGGCUUUCAUAUCGACGACACUUCUAUUAUUAACUACAACGGUAUUUCUCCACAAGAUAUCAAGACUAAUUUUAGAGGUGAUGUUAUUUAUUCAGCCGAAUCGGAAACUCACUUUCCUCAUCUUACCGUCGGUCAGACCUUAUUGUUUGCUGCUAAAAUGAGAACUCCUCACAAUAGAAUCCCAGGUGUGUCUAGACUUGACCAUGCUACUCACAUGAGGGAUAUGGUUAUGGCUACAUUCGGUCUUUCGCAUACUGUUGAUACAAAGGUUGGUAGCGAUCUUGUGCGUGGUGUCUCCGGAGGUGAGAGAAAACGUGUUUCUAUCGCCGAAGUUGCUCUCUCUGGUGCUCCAUUGCAAUGUUGGGAUAAUUCCACUCGUGGUUUGGAUUCCGCCACUGCCUUGGAGUUUAUUCGUUCUUUAAAGACCAGUGCCACUAUCUUCAAAAACACGUCUUUAGUAGCUGUGUACCAGAGUUCGGAGGAAAUGUACGACUUGUUCGACAAGGUCAUUCUUUUAUAUGAGGGUCAUCAGAUUUUCUUUGGCAAGAGAGAGCAUGCUAAGCAAUUCUUUUAUGACAUGGGUUUUGAUAGUAAACCCCGUCAACCCACUCCUGAUUUCCUGACCUCUUUGACUUCUCCAUCUGAGAGAAUUGUAAGACCCGGUUUUGAAAACAAGGUUCCCAGAACACCUGCUGAGUUCGGUGCUCGCUGGAGAGCUUCUAAUCUGUAUGCUGAGCUCCGCAAUGAGAUUGAUGAGUAUAUUCGAGAAAAUCCCGAGCAUGGUGAAAACUAUGAAGCUUUUAAAGAGUCACACACUGCUUCUCAGGCUAAGCGUUUGCCCCACCGCUCUCCUUAUACCGUCAGCUUUGGCGACCAGAUCAAAUAUUUGAUUGGUAGGGGAUAUGAAAGAAUUAUGGGCGACUUCUCAAUGCAAUUUACGACUAUUUUUGGUAACACGUCUAUGGGACUGAUCAUGUCUUCAAUGUUUUAUAAUCUACCUUCUGAUACCUCUUCAUUUUACCGUCGUUCUUCUUUACUAUUCUUUGCUAUUCUCUUUAAUGCCUUUGCUUCCUUUUUAGAAAUCUUUUCUCUUUUUGAAGCAAGACCUAUCGUUGAAAAGCAUAAGCAAUUUGCUCUAUAUCACCCUGCUGCUGAUGCUUUGGCAUCCAUCCUAACCGAGUUCCCUUCCAAGGUUUUAGUCGCUAUUGCAUUUAACCUUGUUAUUUAUUUCAUGUCUAAUUUGAGAAGAACUCCUGGUCAUUUCUUUACUUUCUUGGUUGUCGGUUUUUCUACUACUAUUUCCAUGUCUCACUUGUUUCGAACUGUUGGUUCUUUAUCAACCUCUCUUCAAGAGGCCAUGAUUCCAGCAACAAUCCUUCUGAUGGCUUUAGUUAUUUACACUGGUUUUGUCAUUCCUACUGACUAUAUGCACGGUUGGGCCAGAUGGCUUAACUACAUCAAUCCAGUUGGUUACGGAUUUGAGGCCCUUAUGGCAAACGAGUUUUCUGGUAAGAACUAUACGUGUGAUGUAUUUGUCCCCACUGGUCCCACUUAUACCGACCUUGAACCCAAAGGAUUCGUGUGCUCAGGUGCUGGUUCAGUUCCUGGCGAGAAGUUUAUUAAUGGUGACGCUUACAUUGAAACAUCUUUUAAAUACUUCAGAAGCCACUUGUGGCGUAACUUUGGCAUUGUGCUUGCUUUUUCAGCGUUCUUCCUUUUCACCUACCUAUUAGGUGUUUGGGUUAAUCCAGGAAUGCGAUCCAAGGGUGAACUUUUGGUAUUCCAACGCUCUACUUUGAAAAAACUGAAAAAGGAACGCAAAGUCAGAAUUGCGCAAUCAUCUGAUGAGGAAUCUGGAAGGUCAGCAGUAGCCAAAGAAUCUUUUCUUACUGAAGGUGAAGAGAGCGCAGCUUCGUCAAAUAAUAGUGCCAUCAAUGCUGCGGUUGAAACAAGUAAUGAUAUUUUCUAUUGGAAAGAUGUUUGCUAUGAUAUUAAAAUCAAAGGUAAGGAGCGUCGUAUUUUGGACCAUGUUGAUGGUUGGGUCAAGCCUGGUACCUUGACUGCAUUGAUGGGUGCCUCUGGUGCUGGUAAGACGACCCUCCUAGAUACUUUGGCAAACCGUGUUACAAUGGGUGUCGUAACUGGUGAGAUGUUUGUCAAUGGCAACCCUCGUGAUGAAUCAUUCCAAAGAUCAACUGGUUACGCACAACAACAAGAUCUUCAUCUUGAAACAGCUACCGUCAGAGAAGCUCUUGAGUUUAGUGCUAUUCUUCGUCAACCAAAAGAAGUCCCUCGUGAAGAGAAGAUCGCCUACGUUGAUGUUGUACUGAAGAUCCUCGAAAUGGAAGACUAUGCUGAUGCCGUUGUUGGUGUACCAGGUGAGGGUCUUAAUGUCGAACAACGAAAGCGACUUACUAUCGGUGUUGAAUUGGCUGCUAAACCCAAGCUCCUCUUGUUCUUGGAUGAACCUACUUCUGGUCUUGAUUCUCAAACGGCUUGGUCGGUCUGUCAAUUGAUGAAGAAACUCUCAAAUGCUGGUCAGGCUAUUCUCUGUACUAUCCACCAGCCUUCAGCCAUGCUUCUACAGGAAUUUGACCGUCUGUUAUUCCUGGCUAGAGGAGGUAAGACUGUUUACUUUGGUGAGAUUGGUGAGAACUCGAAAACUUUGACAGGAUACUUUGAAAGGAAUGGUGCAGACCCUUGUCCUCCUGAGGCUAACCCCGCCGAAUGGAUGUUGCACGUUAUUGGAGCCGCUCCUGGCUCGGUUGCCAAUGCCGAUUAUUCUGAGAUUUGGAACGCUUCACCAGAACGCGCUGCGAUUCGUGAGGAGAUUGAGAGAAUGAAAUCUGAUUUUGGUGUCCAAGAAAAUGCCAUGUCUCUUCCAUCUCAACAUACUGGUGAAUUUGCUUCUGGCCUGUGGUUACAGUAUAGGGUUGUUACAAAGAGAGUUUUGGAACAAUACUGGAGAACUCCUUCUUAUAUUUGGUCCAAGUUGGGUCUCGCUAUCUUUUCUGCACUUUUCAAUGGUUUUUCUUUCUUCAAGGCUGGCAAUACCCUUCAGGGUAUGCAGAAUCUCAUGUUCUCAUGUUUCAUGUUUUUGAUGAUUUUCAAUAGUGGUAUCCAACAGAUGAUUCCUUUCUGGGUAAAGCAAAGAGACCUAUACGAAGCUCGAGAGAGGCCUGCCAAAAUUUUCAGCUGGAAGGCAUUUGUUGCUGCGCAAGUCACUGCUGAAGUCCCCUGGCAAAUCCUGGCUGGUACAAUAUCCUUUUUCUGUUGGUAUUAUCCAAUUGGAUUUUAUAGGAAUGCAGCUUAUACGGAUGCUGUUCAUUCUAGAGGAGCAAGUAUGUACAUUUAUGUCGUUGGAUUUUUCAUUUACAUUAGUACUAUGGGCCAAAUGUGUAUUGCUGGCGUAGACCUUGGCGAGACUGCUGCCAAUAUCGGAUCUCUUUUGUUUACUAUGUGCCUUAUAUUUUCAGGAGUCUUGUCUUCUAAAUCCACUCUCAACUUCUGGAUAUAUCAGUAUUACGUUAACCCUCUGCAAUUUUUGAUCUCUGGAAUGCUGGCUAUUGGCAUUGGUAAAUCUCCUGUCAGGUGCGCGGAAAAUGAAUAUGUUCUUGUCGAUGCUCCUCAGGGUCAAACUUGUGGCAGUUAUUUAGCCGACUAUCAGAGUGCUGCCGGUGGUUAUAUCAAUAACCCUAAUGAUACUGUCGGCUGUCAAUUCUGUUCCAUCGCCUCGACAGAUGCAUACUUAGCUUCUGUUGAUAUUGAAUUUGGUCAAAGAUGGCGUAAUUUCGGAAUCUUUUUCUCAUUUAUUGCAUUUAACGUCAUCAUGACAUUCUUCUUUUAUUGGCUUGCUCGUGUUCCUAAGAGAAAGGAUAGAGUUAAGAAGCAGUAA